Molecule: messenger RNA, 911 nt
Organism: Owenia fusiformis
Lineage: Eukaryota; Metazoa; Annelida; Polychaeta; Sabellida; Oweniidae
Source: the annotation of a GenBank genome assembly
UGAACAUCCAAAUGCUUUAGAUGCAAACAUUGGUGAUAGUUCACUGGUAAAUGAUGAACAUUCAGAUGCUGUAGAUACAAACAUUUGUGAUAGUUCACUGGUAAAUGAUGAACAUUCAGAUGCUGUAGAUACAAACAUUGGUGAUAGUUCACUUGUAAAUGAUGAUCUUUCAGAUGCUGUAGAUACAAACAUUGGUGAUAGUUCACUUGUAAAUGAUGAACAUCCAAAUGCUUUAGAUGCAAACAUUGGUGAUAGUUCACUGGUAAAUGAUGAACAUUCAGAUGCUGUAGAUACAAACAUUUGUGAUAGUUCACUGGUAAAUGAUGAACAUUCAGAUGCUGUAGAUACAAACAAUGGUGAUAGUUCACUUGUAAAUGAUGAACAUUCAGAUGCUGUAGAUACAAACAUUUGUGAUAGUUCACUGGUAAAUGAUGAACAUCCAGAUGCUGUAGAUACAAACAUUGGUGAUAGUUCACUGGUAAAUGAUGAACAUACAGAUGCUGUAGAUACAAACAUUGGUGAUAGUUCACUGGUAAAUGAUGAACAUCCAGAUGCUGUAGAUGCAAACAUUGGUGAUGGUUCACUUGUAAAUGAUGAACAUCCAGAUGCUGUAGAUACAAACAUUGGUGAUAGUUCACUUGUAAAUGAUGAACAUCCAAAUGCUUUAGAUGCAAACAUUGGUGAUAGUUCACUGGUAAAUGAUGAACAUUCAAAUGCUGUAGAUACAAACAUUGGUGAUAGUUCACUUGUAAAUGAUGAACAUCCAAAUGCUUUAGAUGCAAACAUUGGUGAUAGUUCACUGGUAAAUGAUGAACAUUCAGAUGCUGUAGAUACAAACAUUUGUGAUAGUUCACUGGUAAAUGAUGAACAUACAGAUGCUGUAGAUACAAACAUUGGUGAUAGUUCACUGG